This is a messenger RNA of Limulus polyphemus (Atlantic horseshoe crab), 6440 nucleotides long. Its product is annotated as ATP-binding cassette sub-family A member 1-like. The coding region runs from base 110 to 5278 and encodes 1722 amino acids. Gene Ontology annotation, molecular function: ATP hydrolysis activity; lipid carrier activity; ABC-type transporter activity. The transcript is spliced from 35 exons. Gene Ontology annotation, cellular component: membrane; intracellular membrane-bounded organelle. Gene Ontology annotation, biological process: lipid transport; transmembrane transport. The record is from RefSeq and is a predicted model, not a curated record. NCBI's taxonomy places the organism in Eukaryota, Metazoa, Arthropoda, Merostomata, Xiphosura, Limulidae.
UCGAUGCUUCCAAUUAGAUCGUUUUCAUGGUUACCAAACUGAGCAGGACCUCGAAAAAGCUGCAGUAGUGUUAAACAAGAACAGAGAGUUUAUAGCAGCUGUAGUGUUUAUGAAUGUUGGUGAGAAGAAUAAUUUGCGGGAAAAACGAGCGGUAGAAGAAACUGGACGAUUGCCCUCCCACAUUGAGUACAAAAUUAGAAUGGAUAUUGAUAAUGUUCCAACAACAAGAAAAAUAAAGGACAGAUUUUGGAGUCCUGGACCAAAUGACAACUUCAUGGAGAAUAUGAGAUAUUUUCGUGGUUUUGUACAAAUGCAGGAACUUCUAGACCAAACUAUAUUAUCAGUUCAUUCUGAAGGAAAUGACACUGAAUUGCCUAUAAAUUAUCUUCAGCAAUUUCCAUAUCCCUGUUAUAAAAAAGAUGGAUUUGGCUACUUUUUGAAAAGCAUGCUUCCUCCAGUAAUGAUCAUAGCGUGGAUAUUUUUAGUUGCUUUUCUUAUUCGUGAACGUGUCUUGGAACAAGAACUUCAUUUAGAACAGAUUUUAUAUGUGAUGGGACUUAAGCCAUUGGUUAGUUGGAUGGCAUGGUUUUUAUCAGGACUUGUUGUCCUUACCAGUGUUGUCAUCUGUGUUGUUGCUAUCCUUAAACUUGGAGGUAUUCUCCCCUAUUCUGACUGGUUGGUGGUCUUUAUCUUUUUAAUGGACUAUGCACUUGCUCUACUUAUGUUCUCCUACAUGAUGAGCGUUUUCUUCAAAAUUGCGACCAUUGCAGCAUUAACUGGCAUCAUUGCUUAUUUGUUAUCUUUCCUUCCAUUUGUGCUCAUUGUAACACUAGAAACCCACAUUGAGCUUUGGAAAAAACUGUUGAAUUGCUUGCUGAUGUCCACAUCUUUCUGCUAUGGAUGUCUAUAUUUCACAAGGUUUGAGAAACAGGGUGUUGGAAUCCAGUGGGAUAAUAUCUGGGAAAGCCCAAUGCCAGGAGAUUCCAUGAACUUUGCUUUGGCAUGUAUUAUGAUGUUAGUUGACAGUGUAGUGUAUUUUCUGGUGGCCUGGUAUGUUUCUACUGUGUGGCAUGCGGGUAACAAAGCCCGAAGACAACCAUGGUAUUUCUUUUUAACUCCACGGUAUUGGGGUUGUUGUCGACCUCGACGAGUAUAUAUUGUACCUCCAACUGUUCCAUUCAGUAUGAAUACUGGAGCCUAUUUAAUUCAAGAAAUAAAGAAUUUGGACAAUUGUGAAAUGGCCACUGGAACAACUGGUCAAGUUGGAAUAUCACUUCACAAUCUGCAUGUAGUUUACAAUGCUGGGCGAUCUUUUCAACAUACGGCAGUAGCAGGACUGACCCUUGAACUUUAUGAAGGUCACAUCACAACUCUACUGGGACAGAAUGGUGCUGGGAAGACAACCACCAUAAAUGUACUCACUGGUCAGCAGCAACCAACUUCAGGAGCAGCAUUUGUAUAUGGGAAAAUUUUACCAGAUGAAUUUUCAGGAGUUCAAAAACUACUUGGUUACUGUCCACAAUACAAUAUUUUGUUUGCAAGGCUUACUGUAAAGGAACAUCUACUGUUCUUUGCUAAACUAAAAGGAAUCCUUGAUGGGAAGAAAUUACAACAAGAUAUUGAUGAGAUGCUGCACAGCACAGGUCUUUGGAACCUUCAAGACACACAAGCUCAAUUUCUGUCAGGAGGAAUGCAGAGACGACUAUGUGUUGCUUUGGCUUUCGUUGGUGGAUCUAAGUUGAUUAUUCUGGAUGAACCAACAAGUAGUGUGGACCCUGUUGCUAGGAGAAAUAUUUGGGAUUUAAUUGUCAAAUAUAGACAUGGACGAACCAUUUUGCUGACCACUCAUCACAUGGAUGAAGCAGAUAUACUAAGUGAUCGUGUAGCAAUGAUUCACAGAGGUAAACUUCUUUGUUAUGGCUCACCCUUGUUGUUGAAGAGUCAGUUUGGUUGUGGAUAUCAGUUGACACUGUCUCAUCAUGGAUCCGACACAGAUCAUGAUAGUGAUUCUGGCAGGGCUUCAACCAAUGGAUCUGAUGUUGAUAGUUGUGACAUGAGUGGAGUGAUGGUUCUCAUCAAGUCAUUUGUUCCGACUGCUCAGUUACAAGAAGAUCAUGGCAGUGAAAUGAUCAUAAGCCUUCCACAACGUUCAUCAGAUGGCACACCAUACAACCUGUCUGGGCUGUUUACUCACCUUGAAGAAAAUCUACACAAGCUUGGGUUUGGAAGUUAUGGCUUGUCAAGCACAACUUUGGAAGAAGUAUUUCUAACACUCUGCACCUUGGAAGACUCAGAUGUUCCAUUCAUGAAAGCACAGGAACAACUGUCAAUAAAAAGUGGCUUACUAGUUCGUACAUCGAGUAACACUGAAAGUUUGUCUACUUGUUCUGAAGAAGAUGCACCUUUAGUGGAACUUAAUGUCAACUCUGAUCCGUGGGCUACCAAAUCCCUGAAUCUGGGCAGCAAAUGUCUACUAACAGGGCCCCAUCUAAAGCUUCAGCAGUUCAUUGCACUCUUGAUAAAACGUUGUUAUCACACCUACCGAGAUUGGAAGACUCUUAUGUGUGCUAUUGUUCUGCCUUGCUUAUUCAUUGCCAUUGCCAUGGGAUUUGCCACAAUCAAGCCAAUCAGAACUGCUGAACCAGCACUUCUACUGACACCUUCCAUGUAUGGACCCAAUGCAGCAUCUUUCAUUAGUCUGAAGAAAGGCGAACAAAACAUUGCCAAUGAUGUUAUCUCACAACUUCUGUCCCCACCAGGUAUAGGAACAAUGUGCAUGAGGCCUCCACCCAAAGGAAUGUCUUUACAGUGCAAGACCACAAAUUCUACAGUAUUUAAGAUGUCAAAAGAAAAUUCUAACAAGAAAAGAUAUAUUGGAAGUAAAAAUCAAUGUUCAUGCAGUAAAGAGAAAUACUGUGGAGUCCAAGAUUCUCUUAUUGACAAGACUCAGCCACUGUAUGAUACCAGAACAGAAGAUAUAAUUUACAACCUUACUGAUGUGGUCAUCAAUGAUUACCUUCUUAACACAUAUCCAGCAUUUAUUGAACAGCGGUAUGGUGGUUGGAGUGCAGAGAGAUCAGGAGAGAAUGCAGCAAUGAAGGUAUGGUUUGAAAAUUCUGGAUAUCAUGCUGUACCAGCAUACAUGAAUGCUCUCAGCAAUGCCAUCUUGAGGUAUAACAUGAAAGUUCAGGGUCAAGACCCAAGAGAGUUUGGUAUAACAGUCUACAACCAUCCUUUGCACUUGACGUCUGCACAGCUUAGUCGGGAAUCACUGCUUCAUCGUGUAGCAGAGGUUGGGAUUGCCCUGGUUUUUCUACUUGGCUUUGCCUUUAUUCCUUCAAGUUUUGUGGUUUAUUUGGUGCGAGAAAGAACCCAGGAAGAGAAGAGAUUACAGUUUGUUGGUGGUGUUGGACCAGCCCUCUACUGGUUCUCCUCCCUAAUUUGGGAUAUGUUUUUAGUUGUUAUAGCUGUUUGUUUGGCUGCAGUUAUCAUAGCUGGAUUUUCCUUGCCUGUUUAUGUCACAAAGCUCAACAUGCCAGCUGUUUUACUUCUGCUGUUGUUGUUUGGGUGGGCGAUGACUCCAUUAAUGUACCUUUUGGAGAAACUAUUCAAAGAAGCUAGCAUUGCCUUCAUGGUCCUUUACUGUAUCAACAUUUUCAUAGGCAUCAACAUCAUGGUUGCCAACUUGCUACUCACCAUCUUUGAAGUGGAUAAUAUGGCAGAUGAUGUGAUGGUAACUUUAAAAUACAUAGGUGUACUGUUUCCUCAGUAUGCACUCAUUGGUGGACUAGUUGAUCUUGCCAAAAAUCACAUCCAAGCAGAAAUAUUUGCUAUGUUUGGCCAAGAUACUUACAUCUCACCAUUCAGUAUGGAGCUUUUGGGGUAUCACUACAUUAUCCUAGCAGUUGAAGGCUUGAUCUUUUUUAUUCUGAAUCUAUUGCUGGAGUUACACUUCUUUAAUUGUUUGAAAAGUUUUCAACAUUCCAAACCUAGAGAUCCUCUUUUUACUGAAGAUAAUGAUGUGGCUGAAGAAAGGAAGAGAGUUAUGAGUGAAGCUAGUAAACAUGAUGUGCUGAAACUGGUUUCACUUUCCAAGGAGUUUCAAAGCAUUGCAGGAAGAAAUGUAGCUGUGGACAAUGUCAGUCUAGCCAUACCUAAAGGCGAGUGUUUUGGUUUGCUGGGUGUUAAUGGGGCAGGAAAAACAACACUGUUUAGAAUCUUGACAGGACAACUUGAAGCUACUUCAGGAAAUGUAUACAUCAAGAACAAAACGGUGGAAGAUAUUGUGUCUUGUAGCAACACUUUGUUAGGUUAUUGUCCUCAAGCUGAUGCAGUAGAUGACCUAUUGACACCUGAACAGCAUCUUGUUAUCUAUGCUAAGCUACGAGGAAUUCCACCUAAGGAUGUCGGAAAGGUGGUUCAGAAGGCCCUCAUAAAAUUUCAUCUUAAACUGUAUGCAAGUCGUAAAGUGGGAAAUCUUAGUCGUGGGACUAAGCGUAAACUUUGUUCUGCAAUUUCAAUGUUGGGAAAUCCCCAACUUAUACUCUUGGAUGAACCAACAAGUGGUAUGGAUCCCCUGACUAAACGAUUGGUAUGGAAUAAUGUACAACUGGCUGUCAAGGAUCAGAGAUCUGUGCUUUUUACAUCACAUAGUAUGGAAGAAUGUGACAUCCUCUGCUCGAGGUUGUCCAUUAUGGUGAAUGGAAAAUUGAAAUGUCUUGGUAGUCCACAUUAUCUUAAAUACAAACUUGGAACUGGUUACACCAUCACAAUACGAAUGGCUGAGAACAAAGCAGAUUGGGGUCCUGUCAUCAAUUUUAUCCACACCUUUUUUCCAACCAGCGUGUUGCGGGCACAUCAUUGUAAUAUGAUUGAAUUCAGUCUACCAACCAAGAAUGUUCCACUAUCUGUAAUUUUUGGGUGCCUAGAAGAGAAUGGAGAAGAAUUGGGAAUAAGGGACUUUUCUGUCAGUCAGACUACACUAGAUCAAGUGUUUGUCUCAUUUGCACGACAGCAGACUGAUGGUAUUGAAGAUGAAUUAUAUGAUUCAGAAUCUUGUGGAGUUAUUCAAACACCAGUGGCUGCGUAUAAUCCUACAUUGUAUGGAGUACCCAAAGAUGACACUGAUAAGAACAUUAGACUGUCAACUUUUACAAACACUUCAUACAUUUCUGAAGAAGAGCCAGAGUUUCAAACAAAUAGUUUAGUAAGGAAGUCAUCACAAUCUCCGUUUAGUAUGUACGAAGAUGGCCAUGAUUACCAAUCUACAAAGUUUUAGUUAAACUGUAAGAAGGUGUUCAAAGUUGUGAUUCAAUUAUUUAGUUUCGUUUCUUAUUGAACCAUUUAUAACUAAGGCUUUUCUUUACAUUGAAAAGUUUAUUUUUAACAAUAACUAAAUGACAAUGAUUUGUACAAUGACUGGACUUUUAUGUGACAAAACAAUUGUGGCCAAUAAUGUAAAAUUAUGCAAUGAUUAUGUUGCAAAAUUUAAAAUUAUGCCUAAUUUAUCUAAAGUAGAAAAACUUAGAACGAUAAAAUUAUGAAAUUUAAGAAGGAUGUGAGAUAUGUUAAUGCAAUUCCACCAUUAAUAUAAUUUUAACACUAAUUGUUUUCAGGAAGUAACAACAACAAACACUUUUAGACUUUUAGUAGUAUUUUGAUAAACCAUUAAUCAGACUGUCUGGGCAGCAACAAGAAACAAAAUGAGUCAAAACCAAGUCAAAAAUUAUAAAUUUGGUAACAUCUAAACUUGACUUUAUUAAGUCCAGAAAAAAAAUGCCAGGAAGGAUGACUGUAAUUGCAUUAAACCCUGGCUCUGUAUAUAAGAGUUAUUGGUAACCUAAAUUCUACGUUCAUUGUAACGUUAGGAUGAUACAUCAUAUACUAUUCUUGUGUAUUGUAUGAAAGAAAACUGUGUUUUGUUUUAAUAUUUUCUUAUGUAGAUAAUGAGUAGCUUGAAUGUUGUAUUAAUUUCAGGUAAGGUACUUCUAUAUCCCAAGGUUAUUUAUAACCAGUAUUCCAAAUUGUUGGAAAUGAAAAUAAAGAAAUUUUAUGAUUAUUUAUCUUUUAAAGCAAAAAAAUGGAAAGCUCCAUUAUCAUUUACGGAGUAAUUUCAGUGCCUUUAAUAAAACAGCCAACAAUGUUAUUCCCAAGUGAUUGAAUUAUAGAUGUAUUUUUGUGGUUUAUUUUAAAAUAUAUAUAUAUUUAUAUAACUUUGAGACUGCAGGUAAUAAAUUCUUGUUUGUACUUUUAAAAAUGUGAAACACAUUCAGAGUGCUGCAGGUUUUAUUCAUAUUUGAAUAACACUGUAUAUUUAAGAAAUUCUGGAUUUUUUUCUUUGGUUGAGAAAAUUCGAAAUAUAAUGAAAUGUCGCUUCUAACCGAAAAUCAAGUGUUAUCAAUUUUGCAAAGCAUCUUCAUUGAAAUUGAAAAAAAAAAAAA